Molecule: messenger RNA, 954 nt
Organism: Candidula unifasciata
Lineage: Eukaryota; Metazoa; Mollusca; Gastropoda; Stylommatophora; Geomitridae
Source: the annotation of a GenBank genome assembly
AUGAACAGCAAUGCUGAAUUAAAAGUUAUCUAUGGCAACAGUUGUCCAACUGUUGGGGGUACGGGCCAUAUUGACGUGCAUUUCCUGGAGUAUUCUGACACUUGUUGGGAAGACUUAAAUACAAAUAGAUGUGACCCAAUGUUUACCUUUUGUCUGAGCACGCCACAGAAAGGAAGACUCAAAGUGGAUAACUGUAAUUAUGACAGUACAGCCCAAAGUGCCGAUGUGUUCGGGAAUACCAACUACAUUAACACCGAGCACCUGACCAGCAUUGGGGGGCUUAAAAAUCCCUGGAGUGUUCAAGUACAGAAGUUUAUUGAGCCUUCUGUGAUGCUUGUUGUCCAAGUCAUUGACGCGGAUUAUAUUGACGAUGACCACAUGCAGACAUUUGCAAAAACUCUGACGGAAACAGUCUGGCCAGACAAGGAACAUUCUAUUUGGGAGAAUAGAAUUAUGAGUCAGAAUUCACACACUAUCAAAUUCAAAGUGCGGAUGUACUGCGACCCUUAUUAUUACACAUCUGCCUGUGAUAAAUAUUGUAAACCCGACGAUUCAAGUUCUGGACACUUCACUUGUGAUGCAAAUGGAGAUAAAAUAUGCAUGCCUGGCUGGCAAGGGAGUCAGUGCACCGAGGACACUGACGAAUGUGCUCUGGGUUUUUGUGUCAGAGGCACAUGCAAAAAUACUCCUGGAGAUUACAGCUGCGACUGUCCAGAACAUUACACAGGCAAGAAUUGCUCCUAUUUGAAGAAUCCGUGCCAAGAACAGCCUUGUCUAAAUGGUGGCACUUGUUUUGCACAUGCUACAGAACAUGUCUACAUCUGCCAGUGUAUGCCAAACUGGGAGGGCAUUAACUGUCAAAUGUUUGCCCUUCGACUUCCAUGGAAGAACCAUGUCAACAUUGUAGGUAGUGUAACUCCUACUAGAAUACUAACUCGUUAUCCACAAUACUAA